UGCCGUCUCUCUCGUCUUCUCUCCCACUGCGAAUUGCGAUAAGCCACCGAAAAACCCUACUCUUUCCUAGCGGUUAGUCUCUCCAAUGGCGAAGCUCUGAACUGAGAAGCGCGGAGCAGCUCGGAGAUGAACCCCGCUCCGUCGCCGGCGCCUCCGCUGUCGACCCCCGAGCUCCUCGACCUCGUCGCCACCGCCCUCACCUCCGAGAAAUCCCAACUGGAGGCCCUGAUCCCCCACGCCCCGCACCUCACCCCGUCCCUCCUCCUCCCGAUCUUCGCCUCCAAAACCCUAGCUCGCCGCCCCAACACCCUCCUCUCCUUCUUCAGAUGGUGCCAGUCCCACAACCCUUCCCUCUCCCGGUCCCCGUCCCUCCUCCUCUCCCUCCUCCCGCCGCUCUUCGCGUACCGGAAGUUCCCCGACGCGAAGGGCCUCCUCGUCGCGUUCAUCUCGUCCGACCGGCGGCACGACCUCCACGGCUUGAUCCUCGCUCCCGACCAGACCGUCCCCAGGCUGUCCAAGGACCUCCUGGACACUGCGAUCGGGGCGUAUGUCCAGUGCGGUCACCCGCACAUGGCCGUGCAGAUCUUCCACAAGAUGAAGCGGUCGGGGAUGCGGCCGAACUUGCUCACGUGCAACACCCUUCUGAAUGCCUUGGUGAAGUACCCUUCUUUGCAUUCCGUCCUGCUGGCUAGGGAUGUCUUUAGUGAUGUCUUGAGGACUGGGGUGUCACCGAACACGAGGACUUGUAAUAUUAUGAUUUAUGGUUAUUGUUUGGAGAACAAGAUCGAGAAGGCAUUGGAGUUUGUUAAUAAAAUGGUCGAUGAGUUCGGGUGUGUGCCCGAUAAUGUGACGUAUAAUACGAUAUUGGAUGCAUUGUGCAAGAGAGGCAGGUUGAAAGAGGUGAGGGAUCUGUUGCAGGAUAUGAAGGAUAGGGGGUUGGUGCCGGACAGGAAAACCUUCAAUAUUUUGGUUAGUGGGUAUUGCAAAUUGGGGUGGCUGAAGGAGGCGGCUCAGGUGAUAGACUCGAUGAUGCAGAACAACAUGACUCCCGAUGUUUGGACGUAUAAUAAGUUGAUCAGCGGGUUGUGUAAGGAGGGUAAACUUGAUCAGGCAUUUAGGGUUAAGGAUGAUAUGGAGAAUUCUAAGUUGUUGCCAGAUGUGGUGACAUAUAACACUCUGAUCGACGGGUGCUUCAAAUGGAGCAGCAGCUCCGAGGCAUUUAAGUUGAUAGAGGAAAUGCAGGAGAAAGGUGUGAAGCUAAAUGCAGUUACGCAUAAUAUAAUCAUUAACUUGUACUGCAAGGAAAAGAAAAUGGAUGAAGCUAGGGACGCCAUGCUGAAAAUGGAAGAAAAUGGAAUCUCUCCAGACUGUGUCACCUAUAAUACUUUGAUAGAUGGAAACUGUAAAGCAAAUAACUUGGAAGAAGCUUUGAGGCUGAUGCAUGAGAUGGGAAAUAAAGAUUUGAAAAUGGAUAGCUUUACUCUGAAUACUGUUCUCCAUGCUCUUUGCAGGGAGAAAAGGCUUGACAAGGCUUAUGAAUCGCUCUGUAGUGCCAGCAAGCGUGGUUAUUUUGUUGAUGAGGUUAGCUAUGGUACCUUAAUCACGGGUUAUUUCGAGGAUGAAAAGUCUGAUAAAGCUUUGGAGUUAUGGGAUGAGAUGAAGGAGAAGGGGAUCACUCCUAGCAUUAUUACCUAUAAUUCUCUCAUGGCAGGUCUCUGCCAGUUUGGAAAAACUGAUGAAGCAAUGAAGAAGCUGAUUGAGCUUCUACAGAGCGGUUUAGUCCCAGAUGAAACUACGUACAACACAAUCUUAAAUGGUUACUGUAGGGAAGGAUAUGUUGAGAAAGCAUUUCAACUUCAUAACAGGAUGGUUGAAAAUUUAUUUAAGCCCGAUGUCUUUACAUGUAAUAUUCUACUUAGCGGUCUUUGCAAGGAAGGGAUGCUAGAGAAGGCUCUCAGACUCUUCAGUGCGUGGAACUCAAAAGGAAAAGUUACAGAUGUGGUUACCUAUAACACACUGAUAUCAAGCUUGUGUAAAGAAGGUAGAUUUGAGGAGGCGUUUGAUCUUCUUGCAGAAAUGGAAGUAAAGACAAAGGGGCCUGAUUCUUAUACGUAUAAUGCCAUUCUCAGUGCUCUCACUGAUGCUGGUAGAAGGAAGAAAGUGGAGGAGCUUAUGUCUAUGAUGGUUGAAGCAGGGAAAUUAACGGAUUUCUCCAUACAAGAGGAGCAGGCACAAAACGCUGCGAUUAAUGAACCUCCGGAGGAGCUUGAUUCAAAUUCUAUUGCCUAUUCAGAACAGAUAAUUGAGCUAUGUUCUCAGAGUAAAUACAAGGAUGCUAUGUUAGUUUUUGAAGAUUCAAAACAGCAGGGUGUUGUCCUAAGCAAGAUGGCCUACAUCAGUUUGAUGGUUGGGCUCAUUAAAAGAAGAAAGAGCAUCUCUAGGGUUGCAAGACAGUAAUUAUGUUUUCUCAGGGUGUUAAAUUGAUAUUGGCAACAUGGGGGCAAAGCCGUCGGUGCUGUUUUCUGUGACAUUGCACCAAAGGCGAACCUGCUUCGAGGAAAAUGUUUGUGGUACUGUGUUAGGUUGCACUGCAAUGCAAGCUUCAAGUUGUAGCUAACUGUUGAGAGUUAGGAGUUGCUGACAAACCUAGUGUAGCGCUGAAGACAAAUACGGUGGCACUUUUUAAGCCUGAUCGAAAGUGUUAUUUCUCCAAUGAGGGUCCAUUGAAGGGAUACAUAAAGCUUCACUAGAGCUGGAGAUGGAAUUGCAGUUGGCUUAGUUUGUUUGAAGCCAAAGAGGACAAUAAGGAUUGUACUUGCUGUGGAAGUGGGCAAAUGACCGAGUGGCAUGCUGAGAAUCAGGAAUUUUCUAGUUAGGUUAAUUCAGUAAUUCAGUUCUGCUAUCAAAGGAAAUAAAGAAGUGAGAGUCGGGUGCAAAUUCUUUCAUAAGAGUGCAUAUUAUUUAGUCUUGCAAUUGGAGAUAUAAGUAGGCGAGUAGAAACGGCAAAGGAACUCAUGGGCAGUAGCUUGAAAGCCAUUAAAACCCUGAAGAUGGGAAGGGGAAAUUUAGCCUGUAUAUCGAUGAGAUUAAUAGAUAAAUGCAUAAUGAUUCAUGCACCGCCCAUUGUACAUCUCACUGGUUCUUAUGUUAAUCAUCGUUCCAUCGGAUUUUGAUUUCA
Messenger RNA from Syzygium oleosum, 3178 nucleotides. RefSeq names its product pentatricopeptide repeat-containing protein At2g16880. The transcript is spliced from 4 exons. NCBI's taxonomy places the organism in Eukaryota, Viridiplantae, Streptophyta, Magnoliopsida, Myrtales, Myrtaceae. The record is from RefSeq and is a predicted model, not a curated record. Gene Ontology annotation, molecular function: protein binding. The coding region runs from base 127 to 2457 and encodes 776 amino acids.